AUUAUAGUUAUAUAAAAAAUAGUUGUUAAUUACACUUGAAUUCAUAUACUAUGGUUCGGGAAAUUUAGAGCGGACCUUCAAUUCAAAGUGACGUAAAAAAGAAACCAUAUCUAAAAAGACAUGUAAAUAUUUAUGGAAAUCAUUCAUUUUCAAGACUACGACGAUGCUGUUGUAAUGAGAUCUUCGCUUCAUUCUCUGUUUCAAAAUACCAAAAAUCAUCACUCUAACGCCAGGGGUAAUAAUUCGAGACGAUCGUCCACAGGCGCCGAACUGGAGGAAUCAGACUCCCAGUUCACCUACAGUAAUUCAAGCAGUCCGCAGAGAAAAAUGGAGGAUCCUACUGAUGACGAUGAUCCCAGUAAAUAUUCUCCGAAGGUUCAAAUAAUCGCGGCUAGAGGGGACAAUAUCAUUGCUGUAGCCAACCCUGCAUUAGCCAUGUCUCCAGCAAUAAUUCCUAAGUUGACACCAAUCAAGGAGGCAAGAGAAAAUCGAGCUGAAAUAGAUUGACCAGACUAUUUUAUUUACAUUUCAUAGUUUCUUUCUUUAACACACUGUAAUACUGUGAUUUAAUAUUUUAUCUGAAAAGUUAGAGUUGACUGAUACUUUGUAAGUUUUAUUGUAAGCAGCAGUUUUGCUAGGUAUAUUUUCAUAAUGUAAAGUACAAUCCCUUGUAGCUGUUGUUGAUGAGUUUUAUUUAAAUGUGUGAUUUUUCAA
Leptinotarsa decemlineata (Colorado potato beetle) is the source of this 714-nucleotide messenger RNA. Its product is annotated as NGFI-A-binding protein homolog. The record is from RefSeq and is a predicted model, not a curated record. Lineage: Eukaryota; Metazoa; Arthropoda; Insecta; Coleoptera; Chrysomelidae.